Messenger RNA from Callithrix jacchus (white-tufted-ear marmoset), 32631 nucleotides. It is a transcript of the gene C1H9orf85, whose product is annotated as chromosome 1 C9orf85 homolog. NCBI's taxonomy places the organism in Eukaryota, Metazoa, Chordata, Mammalia, Primates, Cebidae. The record is from RefSeq and is a predicted model, not a curated record.
CUCCAGGAGAGGCUGAGCUCACUCGGCAGGAGGCGGGGAUUGCGGAAAAGAAGAACCAAUAAGAGCAAAUAUUCCCCGCCCCUUUGCCUUGAUGGAUUACCACAUUCGGGCCAAUGGGGGAAUUCUCAUUUCGAAGAAAGCGGGACUUGUUCCCCGGGUUUGAGAAAGAGGACGCGCGGGGCUGGAGGGGUCAAGGCUGCGCCUCGCGGAGUGGCCUGGCCUAACAGCCGGGAGGGCCUCGCAACUCUCUUUGACCUCCCAGAAGAGUCACGUGGGCUGACCGCGAGCAGGGGCGGAAAGGCAGCAUAAGUUUCUUCCGGGUCAUUGACAGAAGCCGUCCAUUCCUGGAAGUAAUUCGUUGGCUUUUCCCUUCAUCCUUUUGCCUGCUCCCAGCGAAGAGUGGUUUUGGUUUCGGCAAUGAGCUCCCAGAAAGGCAACGUGGUUCGUUCCAGGCCCCAGAAGCACCAGAAUACGUUUAGCUUCAAAAAUGACAAGUUCGAUAAGAGUGUGCAGACCAAGAAAAUUAAUGCAAAACUUCAUGAUGGAGUAUGUCAGCACUGUAAAGAAGUUCUUGAGUGGCGUGUAAAAUACAGCAAGUACAAACCAUUAUCAAAACCUAAAAAAUGUGUUAAAUGUUUACAAAAGACAGUGAAGGAUUCUUAUCACAUAAUAUGUAGACCAUGUGCCUAUGAACUUGAAGUUUGUGCAAAAUGUGGAAAGAAGGAAGACAUUGUUAUUCCUUUCAAUAAUAAAUCAGAAAAAACAGAACAUAUUGAAAAUAAUCCAAGUUCCAACCAUAGAAGAAGCUGCAGAAGAAAUGAAGAAAGUGAUGAUGAUUUAGAUUUUGAUAUUGAUUUAGAAGACACAGAAGGAAACCAUCAAAUGAAUUAAUAUCACUGCAUUAAAAGUUGGCCGGGUGUGGUGGCUCACGCCUGUAAUCCCAGCACUUUGGGAGGCCUAGGUGGGUGGAUCACCUGAGGUCAGGAGUUCAAGAUCAGCCUGGCCAACAUGGUGAAACCCCGCCUCUACUAAAAAUACAAAAAAAUUAGCUGGGCAUGGUGGCUCAUGCCUAUAAUCCCAGCUACUCGGGAGGCGAGGCAGGAGAAUUGCUUGAACCUGGGAAGCAGAGGUUGCAGUGAGCCAAGAUGGCACCAUGCACUCCAGCCUGGGUGACAGAGUGAGACUCUGUCUCGAAAAGAAAAUAAAGAAAUCAAGUCAACUUAAGAAUGUGAAAUUCUGACCAACUUCUGACUAUUUUCCAAAAGAUACUGUGAAAUCCUAAUGAGGAAAUCAGAAAAAGCUAUAGAAAAAUUGACAAAUUUUGUACAUGAACAAUAUAAAUAGUGUAUACUGUAUUACCUAAUACCAAACUAAACAAGAUUCAGAAUUGAUGGUAGUAUAAGAACUAGCUCAUGUAAAAUAAGAUGACAUUGUUAUAUUGCUAGGCUCAAAAAUUGGUCCUCAGUAUAUCCCUUUUGAUAAAUGAUCUUAAGUAGAUGACUCAAAAGCAAUGCCCUGUCACUUAUGUUUAAUUGUUACAAAGCAAAAGAAGUGUUUUCAAAUAAUAAUGUUUAACAAUUGUAUAGCAAUUCUUCUUUGUAUUUUUAUGGUACCCAUGACCAAAAGCCUGGAAGGUAGAAGGAUCACACCAAUGGAAAGAGACUCUGGGUCGCAGCCCGUACCGGGUGGGGACCCAGGGAGGUAUGGAGAGGCUGGUGGAAUUAAAGCUCAGAAUCCAGUCACAAGAACCAACUGGGAAAGACACACUAUCAGCUUAUUAACGCGAUUAUGGUACUCGACCCAGCUGAGGAGUCAAUUGCAAAACUCAAAACUGCUAUCAAUGCAUUGACUGUAUCUGUUGGGACCAUAUGGGAGGGUCAAAAAGCAAUCAACUGCCGAUUAGACUGGCUGGAGGAACUCAUGCAUAGAAUCAAGAGACAUUGCUUCAUGCGUUAGAUGAAGUUGAUCAGAAAGUUAAAUUUAUCCACGCUAGACCUAGUAUGGGGAGCUUUCCCCAGUGUCGUCAGCACCCUCACCUCCAGCACAAACUGCAAGCAAUCCAUAUCCAGUUGCUGGACUUGCAACACUGGGAAGAUCUUAUCUAACUACAUAAUCGAUUAAAAAAAAGAGAGAGGGAAGACCCCCUUGGUGAAAUACAGUGUACUCUUCACUGCCACUGCCACUGCCACCAUCAGAUGGGUCUUUAGAGCUUUGAAACACAAUCUUUGUAAAUUAAUCAAAACUUCCCUGUGACCUACCUGCCUUCUACCCAUACCAGAAUUUGACCACUGCUACCCUAAAAGGCAAAAUGGGCUUUGAUAUAGAAAGACAAACUGCUUCCUCUUUAACAGGAGAUGCCACACAUUUCUGUGGGUAAUUUAAGUUGGACUUUUGACUCUAAAACAACUAUAAUUCAAAAUCCUAAUGCAGCUGAAGAAUCUUGACUGACUGUUGCCUUUGAUGUCCAAAUAAGGGACUAUUGUGAGUACUUAAUGCUACACUUACUAUAAGAAUGGUAAUAUUUAUUAUCUUUCUCCUGGGCUGGAUAGUGGACUAUAUUUUAUUAUAGGCUUCGAAAAGCACCUGUAAGGCAUAACUUCAUAUUAAUAACUUAAAUAGUAUAUGAAGCUAUUAAAAAAUUUUAUAUAUCAUCACAGUUUUAUAUUUUUAAUAUAUCAUCACAUUUUUACCUUUUAAUCUCUUACACAAUGUACAUAUAGAAAAAGUUCAUAUAAUUUAUAUAGUUUAAUAAAUAAUUAUAAAGGAAAGUUCAUGCAUUUAUAUACCUAGGUGAAGAAACUGCCAGCAUCAGAAGACCCCAGCAAGGCUCUCCCUCAGCAAAAGUUCAUCUUUCUUCCCAGAAUUGGCACUAUUCUGAAUUUUGAUAAUUAUUUUCUUAACUUUUCUACUACCCAUGUUUGUACUCCUAAACAAUAUAAAUUAGCUUGGUCUGUUGUUGUUUUAGCUCUUUUUUUAAUAUUUUUAUUUUUUUUCAUUUUAUUUAUUUAAAUUUUUUUUGAGACAGAGUUUCACUCUUGUCUCCAGGCUGGAGUGUAAUGGUGUGAUCUCAGCUCACUGCAACCUCCACCUCCUCGGUUCAAGUGAUUCUCCUGCCUCAGCCUUCCAAGUAGCUGGGAUUACAGCUGACUGCCACCAUGCCCAGCUGAUUUUUGUAUUUUUAGUAGAGACAGGCUUUCAGCAUGUUGACCAGGCUGGUCUUGAACUCCUGACCUCAGGUGAUGCACCCGCCUCAGCCUCCCAGUGCUGGGAUUACAGGCAUGAGCCACUGCGCCUGGCCAUAUUUUUUAUUUUACUUUAUUUUUUUGAGACAGAGUCUCACUGUGUUGCCCAGGCUGGGGUGCAGUGGUAUGAACUGCCUCACUGCAACCUCUGCCUCCUGGCUUCAAGUGAUUAGCGAUUAUCUUGCCUCACCCUCCUGAGUAACGGGGACUACAGGCCUGCACCACCACGCCUGGCUAAUUUUUGUAUUUUUAGUAGAGAUGAGGUUUCACCUGACCUCAGGUGAUGUGCCCACCUCCGCCUCCCAUAGUGCGGGGAUUAUAGGCGUAAGCCUGUGCACGUGGCCCUUAAUUUGUUUUUUCUAAUGUUGAGAGACAUUUGACUUAUCUCAAAUUUUUCCUGUUACAAACAGUGCUAGUGUGAACAUUGUUACAUGGGUCCUUGGUAGACCUGUGCAUUUCUGUUAGGUAUGUAUCUAGCAGUGAUAGAGGGAAUCAGGGCUGUGCGGCUUCACUUUUACUAUGUAAGACAAAACUUUUCCAGAGAGAUUUCAUCCCCUUUUUCAUAGCAAUGGGUUAGAAUUUCAGCACUCUGCAUUCUUUCUAACACUUGGUAUCAGACUUUUCAAUUUCUCCCAGUUGGAUAUGUGUGCAAUAGUAUCUCUUUGUCUUAAUAAUUUGUAUUUCUAAUUACAAAUAAGCUUGAGCCCCUUUUUCUGUGUUUAUUGGCUUUUUCACUUUUGAUAAUAGAUAAUAGGGAAUAGUUUAAGUAAAAUGUUGUUUUAGAAAUGCAUACUGAAAUUCUUAAGGAUGUAAUACCAAUUUACUUUAAAAUAUUUCAGCAUAAAAAAAAUAAAGACAGAUAACAUUUCAGUGACAUCAGAAAAUAGUACCUGGGAAUACAUCAAAGUAUUCAAGAACUCUGUCAACAAGAGCAUAAAAUCUUCAGACAUUGAAGAAAGUGGAGGUUGAAUGUAUUGGCUUACUUCUAUAAUCCCAGCACUUUGGGAGGCCAAGGCAGGCAGAUCACCUAAAGUCAGGAGUUCAAGACCAAUUUGGCCAACAUGGUGAAACCCAUCUCAAUUAAAAAUACAAAAAUUAGCAAGGUAUAGUAGCAGGUGUUUGUAAUCCCAGCUACUCGGGAGGCUGAGGUAGGAGAAUUGCUUGGAUCUGGGAGGUAGGGGUUGCAGUGAGCUGUACUCCAGCCUGGGUGACAAGAGUAAGACUCCCUAAAGAAAAGAAAAUGGAGACAAAAAUGGAUAGAAAUACUAUCUUCACAAUGUGAAAGUCACAAUAUACUAAACAUAUUACCUGACAGAAAUUUCUGUCCCAUAAAUUUGUGUGGCAUUCCUUUUUUACAUAUAAGCUUAUUUUCUGGACUACUUUUGUGAUCUAAGGAGCCAACUAAAGUCUUAUUGGACCUAGCAUAAAUUAUUUCCCAUGUGAAUGAGUACUAAUUACUUAGAUGACUUUACCAGGAAAAAAUUUAACAAAGAGCAUCACCUAGUGACAUAUGUUAAUAGCUGCAUUUCAUUCCUUAGUGCUAAGAAAGAUGGUUUUGUUUUUUAAGCAGACUUUUAUAUAUUUUAUAUUUAGUUCCUUUAUAUAUGUUUUAGGAAUUAACCCUUCUAGUCCAAUAGCUAUUUGUAUCAUAAUCAGCAUAUAGAAAUCAGAUGAAGGCUUUGUUUUGUUUUAAUGCAAUGAAUUGGUUUUUUUUUUUUUUUUUUUUUAGACGGAGUUUUGCUCUUGUUAACCAGGCUGGAGUGCAAUGGCACGAUCUCAGCUCGCUGCAACCUCCACCUCCUGGGAUCAGGCAAUUCUCCUGCCUCAGCCUCCCGAGUAGCUGGGAUUACAGGCACGCACCACCAUGCCCAGCUAAGUUUUUGUAUUUUUAGUAGAGAUGGGGUUUCACCACGUUGACCAGGAUGGUCUCGAUCUCUUCACCUCGUGAUCCACCCACCUCGGCCUCCCAAAGUGCUGGGAUUACAGGCAUGAGCCACCGCGCCCGGCCUAUGAAUUGGUUUAAUGUAAUGCAUUGAUUUGUUGCACCUUGAUAACUGGCAGGAGGAUAUCAAGACUGCAUUCACAUAUUCUGAAAUAUUACAGUGCUUUAUUAUAGAAGUUUCAUAACUCGGAUCAUAAAAUUUAUAUGAGGAUCUUUUAAGAAAAUUCUUAUUCCUGGGAUAUUGUGAUUCAUUUGGUCUGGAAUAUAACCUAGGAAUUUUUUUUUUUCUAUCUCCUCAGGUGAUUCUGAUCGUAAGUUGUAACAAAUACAAUUAGUUGCAUAUGGCAGAAAGCCAUUCCCGUGCCUAUUUGCUUCUCUGUAGCUACUAGAAUAUAGUACCCCUGUUGUCAUGUUUUGUCUUUCACAGCCCCUCUUGCAAGUAGGAGUGCCAGCCAUAUGAGGGGAAUCUGCUGAGACAAUCUGGGAAAGACUUACCUCACUUACAAAAAGAAAGCACUUUUCUGCCAGGCUGUUUCUUCCUGAAUAUGGUUGUGAGUAAACAUGAUGUCUAGAGCUUGCAGCCGUGAUAGGGACAACAAAUGAGCUGCAGAGACAGCGAUCCAGAGCCCUGACAUUGUGAAGCUGCAGAAGUAAUGAGCCCUGGGCUCUCAACCAUCUCUAGAAUUCUUGUAAGGUAAUUAUAUGUUUAGAGCUUUUUCAAGCACCCAUGUCUGUAAAAAAAAAAAAAAAAAAAGUUUUUAAAUAAAGAUUCUUUUAUUAUAAAAAAGAAAAGAUAGACCGGGCACAGUGGCUCACAGACCGGGCACAGUGGCUCACGUCUGUAAUCCCAGCACUUUGGGAAGUCGAGGUGAGUGGAUCAUGAAGUCAGGAGUUCAAGACCAGCCUGGCCAACAUGGUGAAACCCUGUCUCUACUAAAAAUACAAAAAUUAGCCGGGCAUUGUAGUGCAUGCCUCUAGUCCCAGCCACUCAGGAGGCUGAGGCAGGAGAAUUCCUUGAACUCGGAAGGCAGAGGUUUUGGUGAACCGAGGUCACACCACUGCAUUCCAGCCUGGGCAACAAAGCGAGACUCUGUCUCAAGAAGAUAAUUCCAUGUCUAAUUAGACAUUUAAUGCAUAAGUUGCUACUAAUUCUGUUACUUUCAGCCAAAUGCAUUCCCAACUGAUACCGCAGCAAGUUUUGUAACCCAAUUUUAUAGCACUCGUGCUAUGGCAAAAAGAGAACGUCAGUAUAUGAAAAAAUGAUUCAUUAGUAAUGAAGACUUAUGAAUUUGGUUGUUUGAUUACAUUCUCCAAAGAAUUGCUAUACCAUGUAUACAAGAUUAUAUAUGUAAAAUCUGAAUCUUUUAUAAGAUAGAUCUUAUAUAUACUAUACUUUUAUAAUGUAAAAUUAAAACUGUUACAUGUCACAUUUAUGCAAACAUAAAUAUUCCAUGAUCCUAAACUUUUUAUCUUAAGUGAAAUUUAUAACAAAUUUAACUUUUUUUGGGGGGGGGAGGGAAGGAGGAAGGGAGGAAGGCAGGAAGGGAGGGAAGGAGGAAGGGAGGGAGGAAGGAAGGGAUGAAGGAAGGAAGGGAGGAAGGAAGGAAGGAAGGGAGGAAGGGGGGGAAGGAAGGAAGGAAGGGAGGAAGGUGGGGAGGGAAGGAAGGAAGGAAGGGAAGGAAGGAAUUCAAGCAAUGAGAGGGACAUUGCCAACCUGGAUCUAGAGGUUUACAAGUUGAUUUCUUUUUUUGAGAGAAGGAAAGAAAAAAAAAAUGAGUAAAGGAGAGAAAGAAAGAGGAAGAGAGAGAGGGAGGGUGAACGGAAAUAUUGCUUUAUUCUGAAAAAAAUGGGUAUUGAUAAUGGCCAAUCAAUGUUUCAUUUAAACCUAUGAGUAGGUGUGAUGUGGUAUUGACAAGAAUGUAUAUUUUAUGUAUUUGAAGUGGAGAGCUCUAUAAAUAUUUAUUAAGUUUACUUGUUCUGGAUCUGAGUUCGAGUCCUUGAUAUUCUUAUUAAUUUUCUGUCUCAUUGAAUCUAAGUCUCUAUGUAUCUGGGUGUUAGGAUCGUUAGCUCUUGUUGUUGUAUUGAUCCUUUUACCACUAUAUCUUUGUUGCUUUACCACUAUAUCUUUGUUGCUUUAAAAUCUAUUUUAUCCGCUAUGGGAAUUGCAACUCCUGCUUUUUAUUUAUUUAUUUAUUUAUUUUUGCUCUUCAUUUGGUUGGUAAAUCUUUCUCCAUUCCUUUGUUUUGAGUCUUUGUGUAUCCUUGCAUGUGAAACAGGUCUGGAUGUAACAUGCCAUUGGGUUUUGGCUGUGUCUUUUGAUUGGGGGAUUUAGUUGAUUUAAAUUUAGGGUUACUGCCAUUUGAUGUUAACUGGCUGUUUGAUCCAUUCGUUGAUGAAAAUUCUUCUUUAUGUUGGUGCUCUUUACUUUUUGGUAUAUUUUUAGUAAGGCUAAUACUGGUUGUUUCUUUCUGUGUGUAAUGCCUCUUUCAGAAGCUCUUGUAAAGCAGGCCUGGUGGUAAUAAAAUCUCUGAGUACUUGCUUGUUCAUAAAAGAUUUUAUUUUUCCUUCAGUUGUGAAGCUUAGUUUGGCUGGAUAUGAAAUUCUGGGCUGAAGGUUCUGUUCUUUGAGGAUGUUGAAUAUUGGCUCCCACUCUCUUCUGGCUUGUAGAGUUUCUGCUGAGAGAUCUGUAAGUCUGAUAGGCUUCCCUUUGUGGGUAACCUGACCUUUCUCUCUGGCUACCCUUAGUAUUUUCUCCUUCAUUUCAACCCUGGUGAAUCUAACGAUUAUGUGCCUUGGGGUUGCUCUUCUUGAGGAAUAUCUUUGUGGUGUUCUCUGUAUUACCUGGGGUUGAAUAUUGCCUGCUUUGCUAGUUCCGGAAAAUUUUCCUGAAUAAUAUCCUGAAGGGUAUUUUCCAGCUUGGAUUCAUUCUCUCCGUCGCAUUCAGGUACACCUAUCAAACGUAAAUUUGGUCUUUUCACAUAGUCCCACAUUUCUUGGAGACUUUGCUCAUUCCUUUUUAUCCUUUUAUCUCUAAUCUUGUCUUCUUGUUUUUUUUUCAUUAAGUUGGACUUUGACCUCUGUUAUCCUUUCUUCUGCUUGAACAAUUCGAGUGUUUAAACCUGUGCAUACUUCUCGGAGUUUCUGUAUUGUAUUCUUCAGUUCCAUUAAUUCACUUAUAUUCCUCUCUAAGUUGUCUAUUCUCAAUAGGAUUUUGUCAAACCUUUUUUCAAAGUUCCUAGUUUCUUUACGUUGGGCUACAACAUGUUUCUUUUAACUCACAGAAGUUUCUUAUUAUCCAUUCCUUGAAGAGUGAUUCUGUCAUUGGGAUGCGAGAUGUGGAACUGUGAUCAUCUUUAGAGGGAGAGGCAUUCUGAUUUUAUGUAUUCUCAGCCUUUUUACGCUGGUUUUUUCCCAUCAUUGUAAAUUUAUCCUCCUGUCGUCUUUGAAAUUACCAACUUUCAGAUUAGGUCUCUUGAUUGGACGUCCAAGUUGUUAGUUCCCAGGGCCAGAACGGCAGCGUUAAGACUGAUGGUGCUUUUCUGCCCAGGAUUCUCCUGUCUGGCUUCCUUCUUGUGUUCAUAAUGGGCGACUCUGCCUUCCCCGGGCUCCAAACCUCAGUCAGAAGGGGAGCCGGCCCUGUUUACUCUGCUCUGAGAGCUGCCGCGCCAAGGUGCCAGCAAAGCCACAGCGCCGGCCACAAGAGUCGCGCUGGCGACCCGUGUGGUUCCUCCACUGGGGAUCUUCUGCUUCGUGAGCGACCAGAAUUUGUCUGAAAGUGUGGCGUCCUCUAGUUCUCUGUGCUUUGACUGAGAGCUGCAAUCCCGAGCUGUUAUCCAUCGGCCAUCUUGGAUCGUCUCCCAGUAUUAACUUUUAAUUAACACAUCUCUGCCCCUUCUUUUCCCCCUCUUUCUAAGUCUUUUCCUUUCUUUGUAACAUUAGUCCUGUAUUGAAUGAUUGCCCUAUAAUUAUGGCAUAGAAUUUUUCUCUUUCAUAUUGUUCAGAUUUGUCAGCAAUACUGAAAGUUACAGGACCAUUUUCCACAAUUUUUACUGGCCGCACUAAGGGAAUCUAGGGGGAGUAUGUUGGGAUUGCUUAGUCAGCAAUAUGCUAGUGAACCCCUCAACUUUGUCAAACAGUAUACCUACCGAAAAAAUAUCAUACCUUCCCAAAUCUCAUACAUAGGACUUUUUAAGUAAUUAAAGUCUUUUUAAGGUAUUAAACAGCAGUUACAUAUGCGGCUGCAUCUUUUAAUUUCUACAUAAUCUCAAAAAUUAAGAAAAGUUUAUAAUCUAAACAUAGGUUUCUUACAAAGGAAAUGCAUUCUUUGCAUUACCGUAGAAUGUUUAUAGUUGGUAGUUAAUUGGUACUAAUAAGGGUUUAAAACUAUAUUGGUUGUAAAAACACAAAUAGUACCUAAAUGCUCAGAGGUUGACUAAGGUUUAAUAUUUCCUUAAAACUUGGUUUAGACAUUUCUAUAACCUCUAGCAAUGUUAAUUUGAAGUAUAUGAAUUAAAUUUUAAUAUUAAACAUUUACACGUAAAUUAUUUAAAUAUUUAAAAUGAAUUUUUUUUUUUAAUUGUUAUUGUUGGUGGUGUUUAGACAGAGUCUCAUUCUUUUGCCCAGGGUGGAGUGCAGUGGUAUGACUUUGGCUCACUGCGACAUCUGCCUCCCCAGUUCAAGCGAUUCUCCUGCCUCAACCUCCUGAGUAGCUGGGAUUACAGGCACCUGCCACUAAUUUUUGUGUUUUUCAGUAGAGACAGAGUUUCACCAUGUUGGCUAGGCUGGUCUCAAAUUCCUGAUCUCAGGUGAUCCUCCCACCUUGGUCUCCCAAAGUGCUGAGAUUUCAGGCGUGAGCCACCACCACACUCAGCCACUUAUUUUUAUUUUUAUUUUUAUUAUUUUUUUUGAGAUGGAGCCCAGGCUGGAGUGCAGUGGCACGAUAUUGGCUCACUGCAACCCUCACCUCCUGGGUCCUGGUUCGAGCAAUUCUCCUGCCUCAGUCUCCCAAUUAGCUGGAAUUACAGGCACUUACCACCAUGCCCAGCUAAUUUUUUUGUAUUUUUAGUAGAGAGAGGGUUUCACCAUGUUGGCCAGGCUGGUCUUGAACUCCUGACCUUGUGAUCCGCCCGCCUCAGCCUCCCAAAGUGCUGGGAUUACAGGCGUGAACCACCAUACCUGGCCCACUUUUAAAAAAUUUAUUUAUUUUUUCUUUUUUCAUAAGUCAGCAUAUUUUUCACUUUUAAAGUAAAUAAAAUGUCUUUGAAUUCAAUGUAAGUUGUAACUAACAUUUUAUAGUUUGUUCAUAAAUAUCUUGAGCAAAAUAAUCCAGACCCAAGAGAUGAUAUACUUUAUGGGUCCCUUUAUGCAAAGUUCUGAAAUAGUUUUAAGUAAUUUAUGGUGAUAAACAUCAGAAUAGUGGUUAUCUUUAGGAAGGUAGUAUUGACUGGGAAUGUGUGUAAGUGAGGAACUUUUGGAAUGCUGGAUUCAUCUGUCUCUUGGCCCAGGUGAUGGCUACAUAGGUACAGAAAUAUAAAAUUCAGCAUUUAACAAUUUAUUUAGUUGUAUGUCAGUUUUAUCUCAGUUAAAAAGUGAUAAUACUUUAAAAAUAGAUUAGUAUAGCCAGGCGUGGUGGCACAUGCCUGUAAUCCCAGCUACUCAGGUGGCUGAGGCAGGAUAAUCACUCGAACCCAGGGGGCGGAGGUUGCAGGGAGCCGAGAUCCCAUCAUUGCACUCCAGUCCGGGCAACAAGAGCGAAACCCCAUCUCAAAAAAUAAUAAUAAUAAAUAAAUAAAUUAGUAGUGUAUCGUGAAAUCCAUGUCUUAAAGUGAAACAACAUAAAUCUUGACUUAAACAAGAAUAAUUGAUAAAACCACUCUGAGGCAGAAUCAUCUGAAUCUUACCGCUGUGACCCUGAGCCCAUUUCUUUACCUUUGUGAAGUUAUGUUGUGUGUGCUGAGGGCUGCAGUUUCUACAGUGUAAAGUUAUUGUGAGUAUUAAAUAUGUAGAAAACACCUAUCAUAGUACAUACUCUCUUCAUGAUGUUUAUAGGUAUUACUUUACUUUUUGGUUGAGGCAUUUCUUUCAAAUGAUUCCAGGGGUUUUGUGGGUAUAGGAUGCAAGUAAGCUGGAAACUCUUGGACACAGGUAAAAGAAAGAAACCUUGAGACAGAAUUCCUAUUAUGCUGAAAACAAGCAGAUCCCUUCAAUGAAUACAUUUAUACAGGAAAGCCAGGCUUGCAAUUCAGUUUUUAAUGCUUGUUGAGUUAUAGACCCUUAAAUAACACCACCCAGAAAUGUGUGAGUGCAGCAGCAAGCUUUAGAAAAAAUAUUGACAGUAAGGCCAGGCACGGUGGCUCACACCUAUAAUCCCAGCAUUUUGGGAGGCCGAGGCGGGUGGAUCACAAGGUCAAGAGAUCAAGACCAUCCUGGUCAACAAGGUGAAACCCCAUCUCUACUAAAAAUACAAAAAUUAACUGGGCAUGGUGGUGCGCGUCUGUAGUCCCAGCUACUCAGGAGGCUGAGGCAGGAGGAUUGCUUGAACCCAGGAGGCGGAGGUUGUGGUGAGCCGAGAUUGUGCCAUUGCACACCAGCCUGGGUAACAACAGUGAAACUCUGUCUCAAAAAAGAAAAAAUAUUGACAGUAACAACUUAAACUGUCCAUUAUUUCUUUGUCAGAACUACAACUAUUGCUAACUGUAAUUGAUAUCACACAUACACCAACAAGGAAUUUGAGUAAAUCAAGUGAGAAAAAAAUUUGUAUUUUAAAAUUACAAAAUUGAACUGAAAAUAGAAAGUGAAUUAGAAAAGUGUAUUCUAUCACACUGAACUUUUAUUCGAAUUCUAAAUUUGCAUUUUAAAUUGCAAAUAAAUUUUUAACAUAAUUCAGUAUGACCUUAUGUAUUCAACUUUUUAUGUUUCCUUGUUUAAUAUAGUUACAAAUUUAUUUGUGAAAUAUAUUUUCUCUUUUUCUUUCUUUUGAGAUGGAGUCUCACUCUAUUCCGAGGCUGGAGUGCAGUGGUGCAGUCUCGGCUCACUGCAACCUCUGCCUCCUGGGUUCAAGCGAUUCUCCUGCCUCAGCCUUCAGAGUAGCUGGGAUCACAGGCACCUACCACCAUGCCCGGCUAAUUUUUGUGUUUUUCAGUAGAGACGGGAUUUCACCAUGUUGGUGAAAUCUGCAAGUGAUCCUCCCAAAGUACUGGGAUUACAGGUGUGAGCCAACGCACCCAGCCUAUAUUUUUUCCUUAAUCUGUUAAGAGAUAUUUAUUUCUUUUGCCAUUAUGAAGAAAAAUCAUAACAUGGGAGCAAUGACCUACAUAACUGAAACAGGAAAUGAAUUGGCCCUGGGGAAAUUGCCAUGACCAACUGAAGUGAGAAAAGAUGGUCUACAACAAGACAAAACUGACAUCCCUUAGGAGAGGAUACACAUCUGCAAAGUCAGGAAACAGAUAAAAUUAUUUUUAAAAGUAUGUUAUUUAUAUUUCCAAACAGUAUACUGUACUUAAUAUGUUUUCUGGUGAAGUACUCUUUUUUUUUUUAAAGACUGGGUUUCACCAUAUUGGUCAGGCUGGUCUCGAACUCCUGACCUCAGGUGAUCUGCCUGUCUCAGCCUCCCAAAGUGCUAGGAUUACAGGCGUGAGCCACCAUGCCCGGCAUGCUGGUGAAGUACUCUUAAAACAAUAGGUCCAAUUGUGACUCUGGAAAAGCAUAUGCUGAGUGAUCUAGAAACACAGGGAGAAUAGUAUAUAUUUCACCCAAAAACAUUCUGAGCUUACUAUUUAGAAAUGUAAAUGAACAGUUACACACUGUUUAAAAAUAAGUUUCUCCUGUGUUUCUCUCCUCUGCAACACUUGUGGCUGCCAGCCGACAUAGGGCAGGUGCAGUGUGAGUGGCUGCCAGUGGAUAGUGACAAAAAACUUACUGAAACAAACAAGUGUUUCAUAAAUAAUUUGGAAACAAUUUUGGAAUCCCUUUUUUGGCUGUGAAAACAAUACCUUUCAGAUCCUAUUAAGUGAUUUAUGUGUGGGAAAUCCUCAACUGGUAAUGCAUUUCCAGCUUGAUGAUGCUGUAAUACUGUCCGAAAAUGUGAGAGGAUAUACUACAGAAAUUAAAAAUGCCAGAGGAAGCAAGCCACCGUGAGUGGCAGGCUGUCUCUGCAGGGUCAUGAACAUUUGUUACAAAGUUUGCAUUGUAGCUGUGUGGUGACUCAAACAGGUACAACUGAAAUGGGCCCUUAAGGGAUAGAUUAGAGACAAAACAGGAAUCCACAAAACAGCUCCAUAGUAUGUUUGGACAAGCAUCUAACCAGUCAACCUUUGUAUAUUUUUCCAGUCAUAUAACAUCCUCUUUUUCUAUGAUCUACUUGUCAAGUAAAUUUUGCCCACACAUGGGACGUACCUCAGUCUGGAAAAUAAACAUGUUCUUCCCAGCUGUAAACUGACUGCAGAAUGACUAAAAACAUCAUGAAAUUGAACUUAAAGCAGCAGUUUUGCGUUUCUUGGUUCUUCAUUGCUGCAUUAAGGAGAUGGAAGCUUUAGAAGGAGUUUCAACUCUGGGGUCACUGUCCCUUGAUAGAGACCCCACCUGUAUGGAGGAGCUGGCAAAUCUACAUCUGCACUUAAUAUUGUUAGACUGACUAUUGUAUCUUGCUAUUUAUUUACUAUUUUUAUACGUGGUUUAUAUUUUUUGAUGUGAUUAGUUAAGUCCAAAUUGAACUAAAAUUACUACAGUAUUCCUGAAAUUAAUGUAUUUCCUCAAUUUACACUAAGGUUGAAUUUAACAUUGUGGGACUGUGACUUUUUUGCUGUUAAAAGGGAUUCUUGGCCUGGAAAUGGUUGGGAACUACUGAUAAAAAUACCAGCCUUCAUUGUACUGUAAAUUCAGUUAAAUUGUAUGAAAGUUUUUUUUCAUAAUUGUCUCUAUAUUUUUUAAAUGCUUUAUUUUUAUGCAUAAUAUACAUGCAUAAGACUCACCAAUUUUAAGUGCAUAAUUUAAUGAUUUAGUAAAUUGUGCAUUUUUCAUCACAAUCCAGUUAGAGCAUUUCCAUCAUCCCAAAGGAUCUCUCAUGCCCAUUUGUAGCAUUCCCAUACUCCCUAGCCCCAAGCAACUUAAUCUGUGUGUCUAUAAAAUUACCUUUUAUGAACCUUUCAUAUAAAUAACAUCAUAAAAUAUGUAGUCCUUGGAUCUAGCUCCUCUCACCUUACAUGACAUUUUGAGGUAAAGCCAUGUUAAAACAUGUACCAAUAGUUUAUCAUUCUUUUUUUUUCUAAAUAGUAUUCUAUUGUAUGGACAUACUAAUUUUGUUUACCCCUUCAAAUUUGGAUUGUUUCCACUUUGGGCUAUUAUGAACGAUACUGUUGUGAACAUUUGCAUGCAAAGUCUUUGUUUUCAUUUUUGGGGGGUAUAUAUACCUAAGAGGGAGAUUAAAUUGCUGAAUUGUGUGGUAAAUUCAUAUUUAGUUUUUAAGGAACUACUGAACUUAUGGUAUGUCUGCAAACUUUUACAGUCCUAGAGCUUUGUGAGGGCUCCGCACUGAGGAGGCUCCAGAUCCUCACCAACACUUGUAAUCGUCAGUGCAUUUUGAUUACUGUCAUUCUAGUGUAUUUGAUGUCUCAUUGUGGUUUUAAUUUGUAUAUUUCUAAUGACUCAUGAUGUUGACUGAGCAUCUUUUCAUGUGUUUAUCAGCCAAUCCUAUAUCUUCAUUUGGUGAAAUAUCUAUUCAGAUGUGUUGCCCAUUUUAAAAAUUGGGUUGUUUUCUUUCCAUUGAGUUAUGAGUCUUUUAUAUAUUUUCUAGAUACAAAUACUUUAUUGGAUAUGAUUCGGAAAUAUUUUCUCGCAGUCUGUAGUGUGUUAUACAUCACUUUUAAGAUAUCCUUAACAUUUAGAAACUAACAUUGUGAACAAUAAUCCUGGUAGUGACAGAGGUUUAGAUUCCUGAAGCCUGAAAGACUAACUGCUGUCCCCCCGGGGCGCGUGCUGCAUCAUUUACAAAAACUGUAGAGCACCUGUUGUGAGUGCAGUUGUAAUUGCUUAUAGAUUUUUAGAAUUGGAAGGCAUGUAGAGAACAUGUAGUCUGGCACAUUGCUUCAGUAGGUAAGUCAGUAUGAACUUUUAAGAAUUUUUGUUUUCUUCUGUAGUGGGUCUAUUGUGGGUAUGUUCAGCAUGACAGGGGAAAGAAGGGGAAUGGCAUCCCCUGAGAUUGUGAUGAAAUGGCUUUCAUCAUCUUUAAAUCAAAGUGAGAUGCCAGUAAUAGGACAUAUGUAUAUAUGUACACGUGUCCCUGUGUGUAUGUAAAUAAACAUGCUGGGAGGAGGAGGUGAUUCAAUCAGGGACUUGAUAAGGACAAAAGAAUAACUGGACCUUCCUUUAAUGAUGAAAACCGUUUACAAACAAACCAUCAAAGCCAAAAUGUGAAUUCUGGUAGUAGCCUGAUUCUUCCUAAGAAAAUGUUGAUGUAACCAUUGUAGUGGCAGAGAUUGUUUUGGUCCAUUCUAGAUCCUCUUUUUUUUUUAUUUUGGUCUGGUUGGGGGUUUUUCCUCCCACUUAGGUUGCUCUUAUCCACCACUACACUGGCUGCUUUUAUUCCAUAGCAGACAGUCCUUAAGUCUUUGCAUAUGUCCUUAUUCAAAAAUUAACUGUCAUCAGUUUUUCUUCUGCAGAAAACGUUUUUUUAAUCUCUUAUAUGAGAAUGCUCUGCAUCUGCAUUCUCUGGUUGAUGCAGUUUCCUGUCUCUCUGCUCUGUUCCCAUUUGGUAGAAUAAAUCAGUUCCUGCUUGAAUUCUGAGCUGAUAAUGUUCUCUGCAUAUCCCAAAAGUGUGGACACUAUGAAAAUCACAUGCCAUUAAACACUACCCCCAAACACAACUAGUGGGAUUAAUGGUUCCUCAUUAAAUAAAUGCCCAAUGUGAUACAGGGCAGUGGUCCCCAGAAAUGAAUGUACCUUAGAAUCACCUGUAACAUGUAUUUAAAAUACAGAUUCCCUAGCUCCACAGGCAAAGCACCCCUGCGAUGUGACACACUGAUACAGUUCAGGGAGCCACUAAGGCGGGCCAAAAUGGUUCAGCAGGCAAAGGUCCAAGCUGCCAGUGUAUUGUGUCAUUACAGCAUGCUUAGCAUAGCUAGGAGGUUGGGCCCACACCCAGCCCCACAGCUGUUGAGCUUACAGACUCGGGCACAGGGCUGUCUAAAUGGCAGAUGUGGGCCACAACUGUUGGGUACAAGCCAAGCUAUAUGUGGGAAAAUCUUACUGUAAGGGGCAAGUGUGAGUAAGAUUUAGGAGCCACAGGGAAAUACAGCAACACAGUAAAUCUUGUGUUAUGGGAGGGAUGUGGAAGAAAGUGAUAAACUACUGGCCAAGGUGUCUUCUGAUUGGGUGACUUGCCACCAUAUGGGCCAGGCAGGUUGCAGCAGCUCUGCCUUUGGGAGGUGGCUGGAGAAGGGGAGGGGAGAGAGGCAUGUUGAAGACAGAUGCACCCUUUCCUGAGCAGGCGUUAGCGUUCAGACUGCAGAAAGGAAUCCCACAGCCUGUUUCCCAUCCCUCUUGUCCUCAUCAAGAAUUGGUCCUCAUGUAUCUGCUCUGCUUCCACUUUCUCAGGAUGCUGAUAUUUUCGCAAAUACAUUUAUGGAAAACAGUUACCUUGCCCACCUCUCCAAACAUCUAUUGGUUUUACAUUUUUGUUGCAGGGGAGUGAUCUCUUGACCUAGCUUCAAAUGGCAUAACAUUCAGCAGUAUCUGAGUUUGGAUAUAUCUGAUGAGAGGAAAGUAAUUGUGAGGCCUUUGUUCUAAUUACAACUUUGUCACUACCUGACUCCAUGACUCCAGCAAAUUGCUUCAACUCUCUGGCCUGCAGUUCUUCCUUGCAUGAAAUAACAGGCUUGGUCUAGAUAGGUGGUUCUUAUCAUAUGGUUUCUGGACUAGCAGCAUCAGUAUUACCUGGGAAAAUUGUUAGAAGUGCAAAUUUUUGGACUCCGCCCUAGACCUACUGAAACAUACUCUGUGGGUGGGGCCCAGCACAGCAAUCUGUGUUUGAAAUGCGAUUUUGAUUAUUUGACAAAAGUCUGCAAAUCACUGGUCUAGAUAAGUAGUUCUUAGCCUUGGCUGCUCAUUAAAAUCAUCUGCGCAGCUUUCAUAACCUACCAAUCCUGUCCUCUUCCUCCAAAGAUUCUGACUUAAAUGGUUUCACGUGGGGUCCAUGGUUAUGUGGUUAUAGUGGACGUCUAGGUGCUGUCUGAGGUCUUCAAAACUGAAAGUCAGUGUUUCCCAGGUGUAAAUGGAUACCUCUAGACCUGGCCUUCUCAAGCUAUUAGGUGUUGCUAUAAUAGAAAAGGAAAGGCAUUUUCAAAACUGUCUUUGGUUGUGGACAAGGAGGAGGAAAAUGUAUUUCUUAACUUCUAAUAAGAGAUUAUUCUGUAAUUUUUAUCUGAGUGCCAUUUGCUAAAUAUUCAUUUGCAACUUUAAAUUUAGUCAAAGAAAUUAAAUGCCCAUAAAUGACAGAGGAAAUAAAGAAAUUGUGAUAUAUGUUUUCAAUAAUAUACUCUUUAGCAAUAAUAAUUAAACUAGUGAUGCACAUUGAAGAAGUAAUAUCAUAUCAUUCUUCUAAGUGAAAGUCAAACACAGGUAAAACUAAUCUAUGGUGAUUGAGGUCAGGAUCAUGAUUACCCUUGGGGGUAGGGUGGUAAUAAUUAGAAGCAAGCACAAGGGAAACUUCCAAAGUGCUAGAAAUGUUCUACUUCUUGACCUGGUGGUAGUUAUGUACAUAUAUACACACUGCACAUAUAUAUGCACUGAGCUGUACUCUUAAAUUUGCAUACCUUACUGUAUAUAUGUUACUCGUCAGUAAUAAAGAUUUACAAAAAAUAAAAUGUAAUCCUCAAGUGGAGUAUCCCACUAUCACUUGGUAGAUAUGCCAACUACCUUGGUAUUUAUGCCAUCUGUGGUCACUAAAAGAUGAACACAGCACUUUGAUUUCAUGUUGACAUUAAGUUAAAAUGUAUAUAUCAGUGUCUGUCAUCCCAAAUUGAGAAGGGAAUAGCAUGGACUCUAUUUAUUUAAAGGUUUGGUUUGUUUUGAAUAUUUGCAUGUCUGUAGGACCCACAUUCUGCAGCAAUACCCAUGGGUGAUUGCAUCUCUUAUCAAAACCAUCUGCUAUUCCUCCUCAAAUCUUGUAAUAGGAUAUAAGAAGUAAAACUGCCUGCUUUUCACUAUCUGCAGAAAAAGACCUCACCCCUUCUCCUGUCAGUGACAGGAGGUCAAAUGCAUCCUAACAAAUCAAGGUGAGAUAAAAAAGAAACUACUCUAGCAGACAGAAACAAGUCCCUGCAAAUUGCAAUAAGCCACUGGCUAGUUAAACAAGGCAUAUUGGAAAGGCAUUCAGAGAAGACGAAUGUGUUAGGGAAAUGAAAACCAGAGUCACUUAGCAGAAUGCAGAAAAAUCCUUUGGAAAGUGAGUCUUAUAAUAGAUGGGAAAUUACAAUCCAUCACUCAGCUAUCACUUUAAAGCCACAGGCUGGGUGAUUUCACUUCAGGGAGCACAUCUUAAGCACUGUUCCUUAAAAGCACAGCUGGACUGGUUGAUGUCUACCUAUGAAAUUAUUCAAAGAAGCCAAAAUCUUUGUUCAGCUGUGACUGUAUUAAAUGCUGUCAGUUUUACCUGAUACUGUCUUUUGAAAUGCUGUGUUCUGUGCCAUUAUGUUCCAUUUACUUUGAUGUCUGUCGGAGUUGGGUAGAAUACAUAAGACAGUUUUUUUUUUUUUUUUUUUUUUUUCAGAUUAAAAAAAAGUUUUUAGGCCGGGCAUGGUGGCUCACACCUGUAAUAACAACACUUUGGGAGGCGGGCGGAUGGAUCACCUGAGGUUAAGAGUUCCAGACCAGCCUGGCCAACAUGGUAUAACCCCAUCUCUACUAAAAAUACAAAAUUAGCCAGGCAUGGUGGCACAUGCCUGUAAUCCCAGCUACUCAGGAGGCUGAGGCUCAAGAAUUGCUUGAACCCGGGAGGCAGAGGCUGCAGUGAGCCAAGGUCACACCAUUGCAUUCCUGCCUGGGCAAUAAAAGUGAAACUCCUUCUAAAAUAAAAAAGUUUUUUAAGAGAUGGAGUUUUGCUAUGUUAUCCAGGCUGGACAUGAACUUCUAAUUUGUGGGCUCAAGGGAUUCUCCCACCUCAGCCUCCAUGAGUAACUGAGACUACAGGCACAUGCCACUUAUUACCUUUAAAAAAAUCACAAAUCUACAAGUUUGAAAAGGUGAGGGGACUUUAUUUCUUAUAAGGGGGUUAUAUCCUGCAGGCUAGAAAGCACACCCUCCAGCCAAGACCAGAGACAGGCACUUUGAAGGAGGAGGGGUUGGGGUACGAGCUUUAUGAUGAAUGGGUUGGCUAAACAUACAGAUUCAACAGGUUACAGGAGGAUUAUAAAUAUUCAUGAAGGUGGUCCUGACGCAUGCAUAUUGAACAAACAUGCAUGUUAUGUACAACCCAUGUUCACUUUGGGGUGCAGACUUACAUUUAAAUGUUAGGCCUAUACAUAACAUUUAAAACUUAGGUCCUGUACAGGUCUUUUCAGGACAUGAAUGUACACAAAUGCACAACCUCUGUAAACUGGCCAGAACCAGUCUGUAAUUGGUGGUCUUAUCAGGGGAAAGUUAUUGAAACCAGUUUCUUGUCUAAUCAAGGCUAUAGUUAUAGCUGGUACACCAGGGAUUCCGUUAGUCAGUGUUUGCAUGAGCUGCAACUUUUUUACCAUUGCUUAUCUCAAGACCAGCAUUUGUUUAACUGCUAGAGAAAAAGAAAAUCCUUAUGGCAGUUAGAGUACAGUUUAUCCUUUAAGUGUAGGAAUGUGACUUAACUCUUGCCUGGCAUAGCCUCGGUCCUGUUUAUAAUUUGGUAUCUUAUUGCCACGAAGCAUCUGUUCUUAUGUUCUCUAUUUUAGCAUUAAUGCUGAGUGGUCACGGUGCCAGGCUGUUACUAGCCCCAGGGUACUGUACCAUGCUUAGUGAAUUCCUUAUGCCCUAUUCACAUCCUUGUAAAUAGUUCCUUUAUUAAACACUCUUUAAACUAUCCAAUUGGAGUAUGUUCAUCUAUUUCUUUCGGGGAUCUUGACUGAUACAGAAAUUGCUGCUACAGGUGGCCCCAGGAGAAAGACACUCAGAUUGGGAAUGUGGGUUUGGAUAGCCCAUUUACUUACUUGCCAGUGGUAAAUGUGACACAGGUAACCUGGCCAUAGGGCAGCAUCAUGGUUAUUCAGAUUAUCCUGCGCGAGCAUGAGAUGAAAAGCAGGAAGAGGGCACGGCACUGGGAGAUCAAGUACUGUGGCUCUGGCAUUAUGGUGAUUAGCAAUGAAUAUAUAGAAUCUCCUGGCUUCCUUUGACAGUGCUAGAAAGUAUAUGAGGAAUAAAGGAAAAAUGAAACUGCAUUUGCAGUUGAGAUUGUUAAGUGGAUAAUCAGAAAGCCUGGCUGGCAGCUUUUGAAGGAUGAAUUACCUCCUGUACUCACAGAGCAGAUGAGACUGUGGGCCAUGUCCAGUUCCUAAUGCUGAGCAUUAUAACAACAUUUAAUUAGGUUGCACACCAAUUUCACUCAGCUGCUUCUGCCAAGGAGAGGGCACUGGUAGAGGAGUGGGGCUUAAAAGAGAGGUUGGAUCAAUGUGGGUAAAACAGAAUUUUGAAACUCCAGACUCCCUUGGACUUCCCUGCUAUAGGAGGGAGCUCUGCCGCCACUAUUUGAGAGAAGCAGUUCUUACUUGCAUAAAAUUUUUUCCAUACCUGCACCUGUUGCAGUUGUCAUAGAAGCUGAGGCCAGUGCCCCUCAGGACCUCCCUCCACCCAACACAUGUCCUUCAUUACUACUAGGCCUUUACUGAAAGUAAUUACAAGUCCUGAAGUGAGUAGUGAUACCCUGUACACAAAAAGAAGUUUAGAUUAGGAUUGUACCUAACUGUAUCGUCAGGAGCCUGGGGAGUCCUUAUGGGGUAGUAGAUCCUAAGGAUGUAGAUCAAGGAGAAAAAAUAUAUGGCUUUAUUGAGCCACACUCAGAGAUGGGUUGGGAUUUAAUGUAUUGCAUGGGCCACUCAGGAAUGACAUUAAUGGUCUACUAGCUUGGCUAAUUGAGCCUGAACUCAUGGCCUCGAGCCUUGAUAUUCAGUGUGGUCUGUGGAUCAGCGGCAGUGGCAUCACCUGGGAGCUAAAUGGAAUCCUAGAAUCUCAGAAUCCACCCAGACCUACUGAAGCAAAACUCUGUAUUUUGCAAGCCUCCUAGGUGACUUGUGUGUGUGUGAAAGAUUGAGAAAAACUCUAGGCCUCUGAUACAAUGAGGUCGAAAUAUCGAACAGUGGCUUUCAAAAGUGUGUUCCUAAACGACGUGUUGGCAUCAUUUGGCAACUCAGAAAUGCAAAUUACCAGACUCCACCCAAGACCUCCUGAAUCAGAGACUCAUGGGGUAGGGCGCAGGAAACUGAGUUUUCACAAGCUCUCCAGGGGAUUCUGAUGCACACUGUUGUUUGAGUCACUUUCAUGACCUGCUUAUGGCCUAUAGUUAAUCAGGUCAAAAUGCUGGAACUUCCCUGGCAUACCAAAGAGUAGUGCUUCCCUAUUACAAACAGCUACUCAGCCACCCUCUCAUCUACUUGUCACCAAAGCAGCAGGCAGUGCAUCAGUGGGAAGAUACCAACCUGCUUGAAAAGGUGAUGACUCCCCUUUAGAGGCCAGAGAUGACCUUAGGGGGAGAUUGCAAAGGACUGGUUUUUCUGAUCUCAUGGGAAUAUGGGAUCCCAGAGGCUUGAGGCAAAAUGGCAGUGCUUCACUGUCAAAGAUGGUUGAGUACAUCGGCUAUGGUAAGCCACAGAGUAUGGUAAGCCAAAGAGACAGAGGCAAUUAGAGAUUUUUGGCCCAUAGGCAUCUGUGACAAUAACUGAAUGAUCAUACGAUCUCUUGAAAUGUAUGGUCUCUACUAAAGUUCUUCUUGAUAUACACAGAUGAAAAAAUUGGGGCUAUACUGGGAAAACCUCAAAUCUACAUAAUGGGAAAUCCUGGCCUCUUAGCUCCCAGUUCUAAGCCAAAGCCCCUCAACAGAGGGAAAGGGUGGAUCCUUUGUGGACAGACGCUAUAGUAGAGGCACGGUUGUUUUUCAUGAAUGAUUUGUCUCCUCUUCCCUGGAAGAACCUACUGCCAUUUACUUAAGAAACUAUACACAGAGCAAAGAGAAAUAACACACCAUCUCAGGAGUUACUAGAUACCUACUCUGAACUGACAUUUAUCUGAGGAGACCUGAAAAAUGCCAAUGGGGUCCUCCAUUCAAAUAACUGGUGGGGUCUGGGCCCAGGUUCAUCUUAUGGUUGAUCCACAUUGUGGUUAUUUCCCAGCCUUAAAAUAUAUAGUGGGGCUAGACAUACUUAGUAACGGGCAGAUGCCCAUAUUUGUUACCUGAUUUAUGGAGUGAGAGUUACUGUGGUACAAAGGGCCAAGUCAAGACCCUGGAACUGCACCACUACCCUCCUUCACCACAGAAGCCAAAAGCAAUUCCCCAUCCUUAGGGAAAUUGCAGAGGUUGAUGCCACCAUCCAACACUUAAAAGAUGCAGUGCUUUGAUUCUUAUCACAUCCUCAUUCAGCUUACCCGUUUGGCCAGUGUAAGUGUCAGACAGGUUAUGGAGAAUGAUUGUGUAUCACUGCAAAUUAAACAGAUGGUGAUGCCAAACAUAACAGUGACCUGGAUGUGGUAUCUUCACUGGAACAAAUCAAUAUGGCCCUAGUGCCCAUUUACAGUCAUUGACCUGGCACAUUCCUUCCUCCCCUAUUCUCACAAUAAAAGUCAGAAGAAGUUCACAUUUUCAAGACAGGACAACAUACCUUUACUUAGUUGGCUCCAGGCCACAUGAACUCUCCUGGUCUCUGUUAUAAAACAGUCCAAAGGGCCUUUAGUCAACUUGAUAUUCUAUACUGUGUUGCUCUCAUCCUUUACAAUGAUGACAUAAUGCUAACUGGAACUGGGGAACAGAAAGUAGCAAGGACCCUAGAUGUCUUAGUAAGUCACAUUCAUGCCAGAGGAUAGGAAGAGAGAGUCCGUUAACGUUCAGGGGCCUGCUGCACGUGUAAAGUUUUGAGGGGCGCAAUAGCCUGGGGUCAGUAUCUCACUUUCUAAAAGUGAGAAGUAACUUGCCCUGCUUUGCACUGAUCACCACAAAGGGACAUAGCAUUUGUGGGGCCCCUUUAGAUUUAGGAGGCAACAAGCCACAUGUGUGCAUACUGCUUGAACACAUCGCCUAGGAAACAGUGAAGCUGACAGUUUAGAGCAGAUAUAGAGCACAAAAGGGUUCUGAGGCAGCUCCAGGCUAUGGUGCCAGCUGUCCUGCCACUUGAGCCUUCUUACCCCACAGACCCAAUGAUACUCAAAAUAGUUUUGACCAACAGAGGUGUCUUAUGGAGCCUCUGGCAAUCCUCAGUAGGAAACUCAUGACCUGCUGGUGACUAUUAACUGUUGGAAGGUGGCUCUGGCUUGCUCCUGCACCCUGGUAGAGCCUGAAUGCCUUAUCAUGGUCUGCCCAUGUUUGUAUGACCCAGACUACCCAUCAUGCAUGGAAUAUCCACUGAACCAUGGAAUUCAUUGAUCUAACAUGUGCCCCAUUACCUAAAAUAACCUGACUUGAUAAAGGGUAGAAUGUCUAGAUUACUGUAGAUUCAAUCAAUGGAACCCAUUCUGUAAGUUUGGGUUGCUGUCUUACCAGUUGCAGCAUAAAAUCAUCAGUGAACAUAAGAGGCCCUCUUCCCCAGAGCCAGAACACAUAGGAAACAAGAAGUGGAUGCAUGUAAGAGUACACUCUUACAGCUGUACCUAACAGCCCUUUUAAGAUUUUGCUUCCUUUCCCCACUAUCCUGAGUUCAAAGGAUUUGAAUGUCUAGGACCUGUAGGAAAAAUUCCACCACCAGGAAAUACAGUGAUGAUUCCAACUACUUGGUAACCUUGACCACUUUAGGCUUCUCAUGCCUCUGAGCAAACAGGCAGAGAAGAGAGCUAUCCUACUGGCCAGGGUGACUGAUCCUGAUACCAGAAGAAAUGAGGUUGUUACUUCACAAUAAGGGAGAAGAGAACUACAGCUGGAAUGCAGAGGAUUCACAGGAGCAUCUUUUAGUUCUCAUUUACCUAGUAGUCUUACUCAGUAGAAAACAUAGCCAUCUAAUAAAACAAGACCAUUAAGAACUCGGACUCACCUGGAGUCAAUGUUAGAGCUACCCCACAAGGUAAAGAACCCCAACCAGCUGAGUUCUGACAGAAAACGCAAAACAGGUGGUAGAGGAAAGCAGAGGCUGAGCACAGUGGCUCCCUCCUGUAAUCCCAGCACUUUGAGAGGCUGAGGCAGGUAGAUCACCUGGGCUCAGGAGUUCAAGACCAGCCAGGCCAACAUGGUGAAACCCCAUCUUUCCAAAACCUACAAAAAUUAGCAAGAUGUAAUGUCGGGAGCCUGUAAUGUGGGAGGGGUUAAGGCAGGAGAAUCGCUUGAACCUGGGAGGCAGAGAAUUGCUUGAACUGCAGUGAGCCAAGAGGAUAUAUAGUUGGCAGAUAAACACAUGAAAAGAUGUUCCACAUCAGUACCCAGUAGGAAACUGCAAAUGAAAACCACAAUGAGAUAUCACUACACAUCUAUUAUAACAGUUAAAAUAGAAAAGAUUGGUGACAACUCAAUCUUUCAUACGUUUCUGGUGGGAAUACCAAACGAUGAAGCCAUUCUGGAAAAUAGUUUGACAGUUUCAUAGAGAUCUAAACAUACCCUUGACAUAUGACCUAUAGUCAUACUUCUGGGCAUUUACCCCAGAGAAAUAAAAAUUCGGGUCUACACAAAAAUCUGUACAGGAAUGUUCAUAGGAGUUUUAUUUGUAAUAGCCCUGAACUGCAAACAACCCAAAUAUCUUUUUUUUUUUUUUUUUGAGAGAGAGAGAGGAUGUCACUCUGUUGCCCAGGCUGCAGUGUAAUGGCAUGAUCAUAUUUCACUGCAACCUGGACCUCUAGGUUUCAAGCAAUCCUCCUGCCUCAGCCUUCCAAGUAGCUGGGACUACAGGCAUGUGCGAGCAUGCCUGGCUUUUGUGGUGGUUGUUGUUGUAGAGACGUGGUCUCACUAUGUUGCCCAGGCUGGUUUGUCUCACACUCUUGAGCUCUAGAGAUCCUUCCACCUCCGCCUCCCAAAGUGUUGGGAUUACAAGUGUGAGACACCACACUCAGCCUUCAAAUGCCUCUUGUUAUGUGAAUGCUUAAACCAAUUGUUGUACAUUGAUACUACGGAAUAUUACUCCGUAAUAAAAAGGAACAGACCAUUGAUAUGUACAACAACAUGGAUCUCAAGGGUAUAUUGUGUUAUGUAGAAAAAAGCCAGUCUCAAAGACCACAUACUGUAUAAUUCUAUUGAUAUAACAUUCUUGAAAUGACAACAUCAUAGAUAUGGAAAACAAAUUAGGUAUCUCCAGGAGUUAAGGAUGGUGAGGGUGAGCAGGUAGGUGUGACUGUAAAGGAACAGCACAAGGAGGUCUUUGUUUUUUGUUGUUUUUUUUUUGAGACGGAAUUUCGCUCUUGUUACCCAGGCUGGAGUGCAAUGGCGCGAUCUCGGCUCACUGCAACCUCCGCCUCCUGGGUUCAGGCAAUUCUCCUGUCUCAGCCUCCUGAGUAGCUGGGAUUACAGGCACACACCACCAUGCCCAGCUAAAUUUUUGUAUUUUUAGUAGAGAGGGGGUUUCACCAUGUUGACCAGGAUGGUCUCGAUCUCUUGACCUCGUGAUCCACCCACCUUGGCCUCCCAAAGUGCUGGGAUUACAGGCUUGAGCCACCGCGACCGGCCACAAGGAGGUCUUUGUAAUGAUGGGAUAGUUUUGUAUCCUAACUGCAGUGGAGUUACAUGAUCUACACAUAUCAUAAAAUGACAUAGGAGUAUAUGCAAACACAUCGUACUAAUGUCAAUUUCCUCAUGUUGAUCUCGCACUAGAGUUACAUAAGAUGUAAGCACUGAGGAAGACUGAAGGCUACAGGGGGACUUGACUCUACUAUUUUUUGCAAUUUCCUGUGAAUCUACGAUUAUUUUCAAAGUGAAAGGUUAAUAAGGGCUGGGCGCAGUGGCUCAUACCUGUAAUCCCAGCACUUUGGGAGGCCAAAGUGGGCAGAUCUCAAGGUCAGCAGUAGCUGUGGCUGUAAGUAGAGAAACAGCUACUGCAGGCAGUGGCUCACACCUGUAAUCCACGUACUUUGGGAGCCCCAGGAGGGCAGAUCACCUGAGGUCAGGAGUUUGAGACCAGCCUGGCCAAUACAGUGAAACUCUGUCUCUACUAAAAAUACAAAAAUUAGCCAGGCAUGGUGGUGCAUGCUGGUAGUCCCAGGUACUCAGGAGACUGAGACUGGAGAAUCUCUUGAACCUGGGAGGUGGAGGCUAAAGUGAGUCAAGAUCAUACCACUGCACUCCAGCGUGGGCAACAGAGUGAGACUCUGUCUCAAACAAAACAAAACAAAAACAGCCACUGCCAACCUGCAGCUGACCUAGGGAGGGAAAACCUGGAAAAUGAAUACCACGGAUCACACUCUCCCAUACUCUGCCUCCUACUUUUUACCUCCCAUCUGCUCAAUCCAGCGCCAACUGAGAGAGCAUCCCUGAAACAUAGCACUCAGCCCGCUGGGGAAGAGGAAAGGGAAAGUUGAAGAUUUGAGCUAAAGGAAAAAACAUUGAAAGUAUCUAGCACAAUAUUCUUCUAAAACUUUUAAAAAAUGGCUUACAUAGAUUCUUAUUCUUUUCCUUCUGGUGUACACAAAGUACGAUAUUCCACAUGCUUUCCUGAAACAUGCUUUUUUAUCCCACUCACUAUAUCUCAGAGACAUUUUCAAAUUGCUUCAAGAAUAAUUACCCAUUUGGCCAGGCAUGGUGGCAGAUACCUGUAAUCCCAGCACUUUGGAAGGCCAAGGUGAGUGGAUCGCUUGAGCCCAGGAGUUUGAGAUGAGCCUGGGCAAUGUGGCAAAACACAGUCUAUGAGAAGAAACACAAAAAUUCACUGGGCAUGGUGGUGCACGCCUGUAGUCUCGGCUACUCAGGAGGCUCAGGCGGGAGGAUCAAUUGAGCCCAGGAGGUCAAGGCUGCAGUAAGCCGUGAUUAUGCCACUGCACUCCAGUCUGGGAAACAAAGCAAGACCCUCAUCUAUUAUUAAUGUUUGGAUCCAAUCUUUUGCUAUCACAUUAAUACAAUGAAUAGUCUUGUAUACACAUGUCAUUUUAAAAGUAUACAGUUGUGGAUGCACAAUAAAUUCUCAGAAAUGGAAUUGCUGAGUUAAAGGCAUUUGCAUUCAUAAUUCUGAUAGGGACAAGUGGCCCUCCAGAGGGUUGUAUUUAUUUAAACUCCUACCAGCAAUGUGUGAAAAGUGCCUGUCUUCUCGUAGCUUUGUCAGCAGAAUUUAUUAUUACUGUUUUGCAUUUUUGCCAAUCUAAUACAAGGGAAAAUAAUAGGAUAGUUUUCAUUACAGUUAUGUUCUUAUGAGUAAGGUUAAGCAACUCUUCAUAAAUUUGCAGUUAUUUGUACUUCCUUUUCUGUGAAGAGUAUCUUCAUAUUUGCCCAUUUUUCUACCGGUUUGUUGGUAUUUCUCUUUUUGAUUUUGUAAAUAAAAAAUAAAAUUCUAAGGCCCACCAGCCAUCUGAAUGGACCCCUUCUCUCAGCCAAGAGUAUUCCAAAGUUAAUCCAAAAAACUAGUUCAGGCCAUGAUAAGAAGGGAGAGCCAGACAAGCCUCAUCAGACCCUUUUAGAUAUAAUUCCUUCAGGAAUUACUGAUAGAAAAACUCUUUAAGUCUGUUAAGACAUAUUUAUAAGGCUGGGUGCAGUGGCUCACAUCUGUAAUCCCAAUACUUUGGGAGGCAGAGGCAGGCAGAUUGCUGGGGAGUUCCAAAUCAGCCUGGGCAACCUCUGCUCUACAAAAAAUGCAAAAAUUAGGCAUGUUAUCACAUGCCUGUUAGCCAAGCUACUUGGGAGACUGGGGUGAGGGGAUUGCUUGAGCCUGGGGAGUUAAGACUGCAGUGAGCCAUGACCACACCACUACACUCCAGGCUGGGCAAGAGAGAAAGACCCUGUCUCACAAAAAAAGAAAAAGAAAGAAAUAUUAAUAUCUAUUCUCUGUAAAGCCUGCUCCCUGGAUACUUCUUUUGCGUGAUAAAACCCUGGUCCUCACAACCUCUUGUCAUAACCCAAACAUUCCUUUCUAUUGAAAAGAAACUCUUUAAAACAAUUGCUGAUCAGAACAUCUUUGUGCCUACUACUUGGAAGCCCCUGCUUCUGGUUGUCCUGCCGUUUCAGGCUGAACUAAUGUACAUCUUCCAUGUAUUGAUUGGUGUCUCAUGUCUCCCUAAAAAAGCUGUACACCAACCACCUGAGGCGCAUGCACUCUGGAUCUCCCAAGGGCUACUGAGUCAUGGGCCCUUGAUCACCCAUAUUUGGCUCAGAAUAAAUCUCCUCGAAUAUUUCACAAAGUUUGACUUUUUCCAGCCACAAUUUCUAGGAGUUCUUUAAAUAUUAGGGAAAUAAACUGUUCUUUUGUGAUAUUAGUUGCCAAGAGGGUCACUUACUUUUUUUGACGUGGAUUACAAUGUCUCUCUCUCCACCUCAUGAGGAAGCUUCUGUUUGUUUGUUUGUUUAGCAAUUAGUCAUUUUUGGGGUUUUGUUAUUUCUUUUCAUGUUUAUUUCAGCAAUUAGCCAUUUUUUUAAAGACUAUUAAACAUAACUAGUAAAGUCUUCACCACGUUAAUGUUACAAAAGAAUUUCUGAAUUUCUAUAGGUUUUCUUUUUAGAACUUGUAUGCCUUCAUAUUUUACAUGUAAAUCUUUGAUCCACUUGAUAUUUUCUUGGAGCAAGAUGUAAGAUAUGAUUCCAACUUAAUUUUUUCCCAGACAUUAACUGGUUAUUCUAACACUGUUUACUGAAUAAUCAUGACCCCUCUCCCAGAUUGAGAGGCACCACUUGCUGCUGUUAAAAUUUGCACGUAGUUAGAUCUAUUGAUGGAUUUUCUAAUCUCUUCUGUGGGUCUAUCUUUUAUACUCUUUUUUUUUUUUUUUUUGAAACAGAGUCUUGCUCUGUCGUCCAGUGGCAUGAUCUCAGCUCACUGCAACCUCCACCUCUGAGGUUCAAGCAGUUCCCCUGCCUCAGUCUCCGGAGUAGCUGGGACUACAGGUGUGCACCACAACACCCAGUUAGUUUUUUGUAUUCUAGUAGAGAUGAGGUUUUACCAUGUUGGUGAGAAAGGUCUUGAUCUCCUGACCUUGAGAUCUACUUGCCUUGGCCUCCCAAAGUGCUGGGAGUGGUGGCGAGCGCUGUAAUCUCAACUACUCGGGAGGCUGAAGCGGGAGAAUCGCUUGAACCCGGGAGGCAGAGGUUGCAGUGAGCCGAGAUCGCGCCAUUGCACUCCAGCUUGGGCAACAAAAGUGAAACUCUGUCUCAAAAAAUUUUUUUUUUAUUUUUAUUUUUUAAUUUAUUUUUAUUUUUUUCACUCUGUCACCUAGGCUGGAGUACAGUGACACAAUCUUGGCUCACUACAACCUCCGCCUCCUGGGUUCAAGCGAUUCUUCUGCCUUAACCCCCUGAGUAGAUGAGAUUACAGGUGCCUGCCACCAUACCUGGCUAAUUUUUGUAUUUUUAGUAGAGAUGAGUUUCACCAUGUUGGCCAGGCUAGUCUCAAACUCCUGACCUCCAGUGGUACGCCUGCUUUGGCCUCCCAAAGUGCUGGGAUUACAAGUGCAAACCCCCAUGCCUGGCCUUUAAGGAAAUUUUUAAAAAAUGUUUUUCUUCACCCAUAACCAGUUUAAAAGUUCUUAAAUUCCUCUAAUUCCAUAUCUGCCAAGCGAGACACUUGUUCCUCAUGGUAUUAUUUCUUUUAGAGAAGAUUAGCUUUUGCUAAGCAUCUGCAAAAAGCUACUAAAUUUUAAUACUUUUCUAAUUUCUUUGUUUUUGUUUCUCUUACCUGGUCCAGGAACAAGGAAAUAUUUUCAAUGGUUUUAUUCCCAGAUGAGAAGCCCAAGGCCACAUUCAAUUAGACUCAGCCUCUGAAUGGUGGUUUAAACACAAACCUGGCUGCAUGAAGUUCAUGUCACAAAUUUGAUGUCAUGAAAGAGAAAUUUAGUUGGUUAGUCACCUGGGUGGAUAAGAUGGGUGGUCACGGCAGAUAUAAAGGAAUAAUCCAUGAGUGAUUGAGGCUAAAGUAAUCCUCUUCAGAACUAGGUCAAGCAGUUUAUUUAGGGUUUGGAUGGUGAGUCAGCCUGGCGAGGCUUGGGAUCCAGGUUGAGGACCUUGUGAGGGGUGUGUGUGUGCGUGUGUGUGUGUAACUUGGAUAAAAGAGUGAAAGAGUGAUUCAUCUUUCUGGAAGAGCCUCUGUCUCUGUCUCUGUCUUUUUUCUUGUCUUUCACACUUUCUUCAUCUCGUUCUCAUACAUUUGCUUGUUCUCACACUUUCUAGAACACUCAUUCUCUCUCUCAGGCCUGCUCUGACUCCUGUUUCUUUCUGGCACCCCCUCUUAAGAACUAGUGCAAGGCUUUUGCCUGAGACAUGACAGGGCAGGUGUAUUAGUCUGUUUUGACACUGCUAUACAGAAAUACCUGAAGCUGGAUAAUUUAUAAAGAGAAUAGGUUUAAUUGACUCACGGUUCCACAGGCUGUGCAGGAAGCAUAGCUGGAGAGGCCUCAGGAAACUUACAAUCAUGGCAGAAGGGGAAGGGGAAGCAGGCACAUCUUCAUAUGGCCAGAGCAGGAGGAAGAGAGAAAGAGGGGGAAGGUGCCACACAGAUUUAAACAACCAGAUACCACGAUAACUCACUCACUAUCAUGAGAACAGCACCAUUCAAUCACCUCCCAUCAGGCCUUACCUCCAACACUGGGGAUUAUGACUGGACGUGAGAUUUGGGUGAGGACAUAAACCCAAACCAUAUCAGCAGGGGAGGGAAAAGAAGUGGUGAACCCAGGACUACCCCGGUGGGACUUGAUCUGAUUCCCUGUUGUUACUCCUUAUCCAUUCCAUCUGCUAUCCUGUUGUGUUCUAUUUGGACUCCAAACUGAGGUUCACAGAGAAACUUCCAUGGGCAUCUAGACACUACUGUCAUCUCCUUAUUUCCUCCUACCCAUGCUUUAGUCUAUGUUUUGAGGAUCCCUGGGCCUUUGGAAAUAUGAGGGAGCUUUGUUGGUCCUAUAAAUGUGCAGGGAAGGACAACAAAAAAUAAAUAAAUAAGAAGGGAAACGUAAAAGGAUCAUAGAUAGUGUCAAAGAGUAACUGGUGAUUAUAUAGCUUUAAGGGAGAAGUUUUAUGCCUAUUUUUGUUUCAAAAACAACCUGUGGUCUUCACAAGCCCUGGCACUAAAAUAAACAUGAAACUAACAAUUAAGCACAGGUUUCUAAGCUAUGGUUUAUUAUCUUUGGCAAGACAGUGAUCCAAGGAAAACACAGUACAGAAAUAAGAAAGAAUAAGCCGGGCGCAGUGGUUCAUGCCUGUAAUCCCAGCACUCUGGGAGGCCGAGGUGGGCAGAUCACAAGGUCAAGAGAUCAAGACCAUCCUGUUCAACAUAGUAAAACCCCAUCUCUACUAUAAAUACAAAAAUUAGGGGGACAUGGUGGCGGGCGCCUAUAGUACCAGCUACUUGGGAGGCUGAGGCAGAAGAAUCUUUUUUUUUUUUUUUUGAGGUGGAGUUUCACUCUUGUUACCCAGGCUGGAGUGCAAUGGCGCGAUCUCGGCUCACUGCAACCUCUGCCUCCUGGGUUCAGGCAAUUCUCCUGCCUCAGCAUCCUGAGUAGCUGGGAUUACAGGCACGCGCCACCAUGCCCAGCUAAUUUUUUGUAUUUUCAGUAGAGAUGGGGUUUCACCAUGUUGACCAGGAUGGUCUCGAUCUCUUGACCUCGUGAUCCACCUGCCUCGGCCUCCCAAAGUGCUGGGAUUACAGGUUUGAACCACCGCUCCUGGCAGAAGAAUCUCUUAAACUUGGAGGAGGUGGAGGUUACAUUGAGCCGAGAUUGCACCCCUGACUGAGAUUGAGCGAGACUCCAUCUCAAAAAAAAAAAAACAAAAACAAAAAGAAAAAAGAAACUGGGUAAUUUGUAAGAAAAGAAAUAUAAUUGACUCAUGGUCUGCAGGCUGUACAGGAAACAUAGUGGCAUCUGCUUCUGGGGAGGCCUCUAGAAGCUUCCGAUCAUGGUGGAAGGCAAAGUGGGAGCAGGCACAUCUCACGGUGAAAACAGAAGCAAGAGAGAGAGAGAAAGGCACCUCACUUUUAAACAGCCAGAUCUUGCAAGAAAUCACUAUCAUGAGGACAGCACCAAGAGGGUGGUGCUAACAUUUCCUGAGAAACCCAUCCUCAUGAUCCAAUCACCUCCCACCAGCUCCGAGCUCCAACACUGGAGAUUACAUUUCAAGGCGGGAUUAGGUUGGGGCCAAUAUCCAAAUGCCAUCAAUUGUUAAGGAAAUAAAAGCUUUCUGCCAUUUUA